GGAAGGCCAUGGAGAAUGAGCAAGUCAGAAUUGAGUAAAAUAAUAAGUUCUGUCGAGAAGUCAACAUAGAGGUGAAAUGCUGAAUGUCCUCCACUAUGCUGUGAUUGUAUAAUAAAAUUAGAUGCUGAGCACAUAGAGUUCCCCACAUAAAGUUUUCCAAAAGUUGGUUUAUUGAAGGACUAACUAUCCUUUCUGUGGUAGGCCUGACCCAGACUAUGGCCAGCAGAAUUUCUGACCCCUCUUCUUUUGGAGACUAAUGAUGCCCUUUGCCUUCUUAGGUUCUAAUCAAAAUCCAUGCUUGUGGAAUAAAUCCAGUUGAAACUUACAUGCGUGCUGGAACCUAUCCUAGGAAGCCAUCCCUGCCCUGGACACCUGGAAAUGAUGUUGCGGGAGUUGUGGAACAAGUGGGACAAUUUGUCAGCAAAUUUAAGAAAGGGGACCGUGUUUUCACAUGUGGAACCAUCACUGGUGGAUAUGCCGAGUAUACAGUUGCUUCAGAUGAUCGAGUUUAUCCCUUGCCAGAAAAUCUUAGCUACAAGCAAGGAUCAGCUAUUGGAAUUCCUUACUUCACUGCAUAUCGAGCACUCUUCCACAAAGCCCAUGUGAAGGCUGCAGAAACUGUUUUAAUUCAUGGAGCAAGUGGAGGGGUUGGGAUAGCAGCCUGCCAGAUUGCCAGAGCCUAUGGCCUGAAGGUUCUCGGGACAGCUGGGACUCAGGAAGGACUCAGUCUGGUUCAAAAGAAUGGAGCUCACAAGACUUUCAACCACAGGGAGACUGGCUACAUUGAUAAGAUCAAGGAUUACACUGAUGGUCAAGGAGUGGAUGUGAUCAUUGAAAUGUUGUCCAAUGUGAAUCUGAGCAAUGAUCUACAACUGCUUGCAACUGGUGGGCGAGUGACUAUUGUAGGCUGCAGAGGUAGCAUUGAGAUAAACCCCAGGGAUAUCAUGCCUAAGGAGUCCAGCAUCAUUGGGGUUGCAUUCGGUACAAUAACUGAGGAAGAUCGAUUGGAGUCGGCAGCUGCAUUCUUUGCAGGAAUGGAGAUGGGCUGGCUGAAGCCAGUGGUGGGACCGGAAUACACGCUGGAGAAUGUGGCUCAGGCUCAUGAGGACAUCAUUAAGGGGCCUGGAACAAUGGGCAAGAUGAUUCUUACAAUAUAAAAUGCAGGAGCAGAAGUCUACCAUUCAACCUGAUGAGACUGCUCCAAUGAGAUCAUGGCUGAUCUGAUAAUCCUCACCUCUACUUUCCUGCCUUUUCCCCAUAACACUUGAUUCCCUUCCUGAUUAAAAUUCUGUCUGUCUCAACCUUGAAUAUACUUAGUGACCCAGCCUCAACAGCGCUAUGUGGUAAAGAAUUCCACAGAUUCACUAUCUUCUCAUAGAAGUUCCUUCUCAUCUCUGCCUUAAAUGGGCAACCCUUAUUCUGAGAUUAUGCCAUCUCAUCCUAGACUCUCCCACAAGGGAAACAACAUCUUCCAUUUAUCUUGUCAAGCUGCCUGGAAUCCAGAACAGUACCCUUCUGCCCCACUCCUAGUGCCAGGGCCCCACUAACUGAAACCCAUUCCACCACACCGAUCAUCAAGCCACACAUUUCACUUCUUGACAUUAUUUACACUAUGCUAGUUUGCGAAUACCUCAGGUAGUAAUCCUGAUAUUAUUAGCUUGGAGAUUCUGUUUUUUGGUUUAGCUCCUAAUUGUUAAAAGUCUUUUAGCAAAAACUCCUUUCUAGUCAUGUCAAUGUUGUUAGUACCAACAUGGAUGUACAACAACUGGGUCCCUCCCCUCCCAGGCCAAGUUCCUUUCUGGCUCUGAGGAUAUGUCCUUAACCCUGGCACUUCAGGACUCAUGCUCACAGCUGAAGAGAACAUUAUCUAUUCCCUAAAGAUACUGUCCCCUAUCACUACUACUUCCCUGUGUCAUCUCCCCACAAGAGGCUCACUGUAGCAAGUGGUAUGGUCAGGUUACUCAUCUUCUCUGCAGUCUCCACUUCCAUCCACACAGCUUGCAAGAACCUCAACUGCUGGACAAUUGCAGGAGAGAGGCUUUUUGACAGGUGCUCCUUGCGUUGGCAUACCUACCAUAAGCCCCUCCUGUCCUUAAUCACAGAGCAAAUUUGAAUUUUCUAAUCUAACGGGUAUUACCACUUCCUGAUGCUGUGCAAUGUUUCGGAGAUGGGGGAGGUGAUGGGGGUUGUGUUCAAGCACUCCCAAUCUCCACUCACAUGUCAUGAUUAUCUGCCCAUUUGCACUUAAUUCAGUUAUAUGAAUAAAGAAGUAAUGACUGAUGUAUUUAGUUACAUAACUGACCAACAUGAUGCGGAGCAACAAGGUGUAGAGCUGGAUGAACACAGCAGGCCAAGCAGCAUCAUAGGAGCAGGAAGGCUGACGUUUCGGGCCUAGACCCUUCAUCUAUCUCUGGUGUGGAACAAGGUUGGUGGGUGUGCUAGUCUUUCACUGUUCCAUCAGCUUUAUGUGUUUACGAUACAUAUUACCUAAAAUUCAGAAAAACAUUCAGGAGAUAAAGGGGGAUUGCUGUCGCUACUGAUGGCAGUUUAGACAUUGCUACAAGCCUUAUCCUCAUCCAUUAUUAUUUAAUUGUCUAUCUGUAAAUGCCUCUGUAAAAUUGACCAGGGGAGCUGUGCGAGCCAGGAUGGGUGUUGGUACAGCAAACGCCCUGACAGCAAUUCACACAAUAUAUUCUUGGUCAAACACAGCAAGUUAACAGCCAAAUCUCAGUUAAAUAAAAAUUUGUUCUCAA
Molecule: messenger RNA, 2753 nt
Organism: Rhincodon typus (whale shark)
Lineage: Eukaryota; Metazoa; Chordata; Chondrichthyes; Orectolobiformes; Rhincodontidae
Gene: cryz
Product: crystallin, zeta (quinone reductase)
Exons: 7
Coding region: 327-1157 (276 amino acids)
Cellular component (GO): cytosol
Molecular function (GO): quinone reductase (NADPH) activity; NADPH binding; mRNA 3'-UTR binding
Source: RefSeq, a predicted model, not a curated record